AUGACGAGAAAAACCUUGGGCGACUUGUUCUCGUUGUACUACGGCAUCCAUGACGAAAUUCUUCUUCUUUUCAAACUCAAAUUUUUCACCAGCAAAAGUUUCCAACAGUAUGCCGCUCGUCACGAAUCCCGAGCUUGGUACUACGAAACACUUCUUGCGCUUUACAACACUUAUGAGCGACUUCAGCAGCUUUCGCAGCAGGAAAUGGAUAUGCGAAUUCAAAUUCAGGUCAAACAAAGAGCAAAACUGCUUUCUAAACAAUUGUUGGGAGGAUCUCAACUGUUGAACUCGAGCCAUUAUGAGGACCCUACUGACCUCAACCAGCUAAAGGAUAUCCAGUUUAAAAAGUAUAAUGCCUACAUUGACAUCUACAAGUGGCUCGCCGACUUUGCAUUCAAUACUUACACUGUUUUCAACUUGAAGCUUCCAUUCGAUACGUUUCAAAUAUGGAUGGGAAUAACGGCUUCGUUGCUUAGUAGCAUCAAGUUGUACCGAGAGACAAACAAAAAGUUGGUGGAGAAACAACUCGCGCAUUAA
Molecule: messenger RNA, 537 nt
Organism: Meyerozyma guilliermondii ATCC 6260
Lineage: Eukaryota; Fungi; Ascomycota; Pichiomycetes; Serinales; Debaryomycetaceae
Exons: 1
Coding region: 1-537 (178 amino acids)
Biological process (GO): regulation of peroxisome size; peroxisome fission
Cellular component (GO): peroxisomal membrane
Source: RefSeq, a predicted model, not a curated record